AUGAAAGAGAGCCUUAGUCUCUGCCAAACUCUUAAAGAGCAUGGUGAUUCGGUUAGUUUGAUUUCCUGGUCACCAUGUGGAACACGACUCGCAUUAGCAACCGAUGAUAAGACAGUUAAGAUCUGGGAUCCGGCCACUGGCCAGAGUUCAAGAUAUCAGCUCGAUUGCAUGGUCGCCAGAUGGAACCCAACUCGCAUCAACUUAGGAUAUGGGAUCCGGCCACCGGCUAGAAGGCAUAAUAGUUGGGUAAGGUCGAUUGCCUGGUCACCCGAUGGAACCAGACUCGCAUUAGUAUCUACUGAUAAUACGAGAGUCAAGAUCUGGGAAUUAGACAGGGAUUCGGACACUUGCCAGAGUGUGUCUACUCUAAAGGGGCAUAAGUUCUGGGUCAGUUCGAUUGACUGGUCACCAGAUGGAAACCGACUCGCAUCAGCGUCCUAUGAUAACACAGUUAUAAUCUGGGAUAUGGUCACCUAUCAAGAUUAUCCACCCUCGAGGGACAUAAUGAUGAGGUCAGGUCAAUCACCUGGUCACCAGAUGGAACCCGACUCGCAUCAGCGCUUUUGGAUUGCUCAUGAAGACGCGGCUGUGCCGCCGAUAUCCCUGAAAAGCCUAGAGAAUCGACUUUCUGGCACUGAUAAGGAAUAUUUUCUCCAUUUCCUUAGUUCCAUGCUUAAGUGGCUACUGGAAGAGCGAAGGACCGCGAGGCAGCUGCUUGACGAUCCUUGGCUGCUCUGA
Penicillium taxi is the source of this 738-nucleotide messenger RNA. RefSeq names its product WD40 repeat domain-containing protein. Gene Ontology annotation, molecular function: protein binding. The record is from RefSeq and is a predicted model, not a curated record. Bases 1 to 738 code for a protein of 245 amino acids. Lineage: Eukaryota; Fungi; Ascomycota; Eurotiomycetes; Eurotiales; Aspergillaceae. The transcript has 5 exons.